AUGUCUGUUCUUAUUCUCGGAGCCGGCGAGCUGGGCUCCGCGAUGCUCAAAGCACUCACCUCACACCCUUCUCGGCCAAACGACGCCAACAUCUCGGUUCUCCUGCGGCCAUCAACCAUCUCUUCCACCGACCCAUCGAAAUCCAAGAGUGUCUCGGACAUCAAAGCACUCGGUGUCUCCGUCGAGGCGGGCGAUGUCGUGAACGAAUCCAUCGCAGACCUCGCCGCACUCUUCAGCAAAUACGACACCGUCAUCAGCUGCACCGGCUUUGUUGGUCCCACAGGAACCCAACGUCGUAUUUGUCAGGCUGCAUUGCAGUCCAGCGUCCGCCGCUACAUUCCCUGGCAGUUCGGCGUUGACUACGAUGUCAUCGGACGCGGGAGUCCGCAGGUCUUGUUUGACGAGCAACUCGACGUGAGAGAUAUGCUACGCGCGCAGACCAAUACGGAGUGGAUCAUCAUUAGUACGGGGCUGUUUAUGAGUUUCUUGUUUGUGAAAGAGUUUGGAGUCGUGGACUUUGAGGAGAGGAAGUUGAGGGCGCUGGGGGGCUGGGAUGUGGAGAUAACAGUGACGGGACCGGAGGACAUCGCGAGGAUGACAGCGGAGGUUGUAUUUGAGCCGAGGGGCAUUCCAGUGGAGAAGAGGUUUAACGAGAUUGAGUUCACGAGAGAGGAAUGGGGUAUGCGAUUGAUAGAAGCAAGUUUGAAGCAGGACCCGGGAAAUGUGUGGAACAAGUAUCGGGGGAUCUUUGGAGCUGGCAGUGGCAUUGCCUGGCCUAUGGAGAGGACGUUGAACUACCAGCGUGGCAUAAAGCUAGAAAACUUAGAAACAUGCUUGAGAAGCAUGAAGAGCCCGGCAAUGUCGGAAGCGUAA
Messenger RNA from Colletotrichum chrysophilum, 873 nucleotides. RefSeq lists its product as uncharacterized. The record is from RefSeq and is a predicted model, not a curated record. The transcript has 2 exons. Lineage: Eukaryota; Fungi; Ascomycota; Sordariomycetes; Glomerellales; Glomerellaceae. Bases 1 to 873 code for a protein of 290 amino acids. Gene Ontology annotation, molecular function: oxidoreductase activity.